Alternaria postmessia is the source of this 795-nucleotide messenger RNA. RefSeq lists its product as uncharacterized. The transcript has 2 exons. The coding region runs from base 1 to 795 and encodes 264 amino acids. NCBI's taxonomy places the organism in Eukaryota, Fungi, Ascomycota, Dothideomycetes, Pleosporales, Pleosporaceae. The record is from RefSeq and is a predicted model, not a curated record.
AUGUCUUUCCCAGCAAACCAUUAUCAGAUCCUUGGUGUAGACGUCCAAGCUGACGACGCUGCGAUUAAGAAAGCCUACAAGAAGCUUGCGCUGGAGAACCACCCCGACAAAACUUUGCACCUAUCAGCAGCACUAGUCGAGAGGCGGACAAAGAUAUUCAAGCUAGCGACUACAGCUUACGAGAUCCUACUCGACCCUAUACAGCGAGCGAAACACGACAAGACUCUAGCGCAGUCAGUGAGGCCUUCAUAUACGAAAGCAGAACAACCUUUCCACCGACCGGGUACAGGAGGUACGGGACCCUUUCAGCACCAGUAUCAGCAACCUCCAAACCCCCCAAAACCUCCCGAUCCUUUCCGGCCCCCAAAGUUCCAUCCUUUCGGUGCACCACCGCCAAAUACCUCAGCACCACAACCCCCAAGAAGACACCCCUUCACAUCUGGCACUCCCCCCGGACCUAUAGGCACCACACCAUCUCGCUGGUUCUAUGCGCCCGUCUCGGAAAAUCCCAUUCGCACGAACCUUUCCUUCUUAAACCACGCUGGUUGGCACUUCAGAAUUGAAGUGUCCAAAAAGUACAAAUGGAUACUCCGGCCUGUUUUGCCCCUCCUGAAUGCCGACACAGAAGGCGACAUCAUGGUAAGAAUAUCCGUACAACGUAACACCUACUCCGCCACUGUCAACGCUCUGAAAGAUGUCGUUAUAGACGUCAAAGCCACACCCGGGAACAAGAGUACGGCAUUGAGUUCCGUCUUCAAGGAAACCAGACAGGUCCGCCUGUUGGUAACCAUGUAA